This is a messenger RNA of Cebus imitator (Panamanian white-faced capuchin), 1077 nucleotides long. RefSeq names its product testis, prostate and placenta expressed (gene SPMIP8). The transcript has 8 exons. The coding region runs from base 203 to 946 and encodes 247 amino acids. The record is from RefSeq and is a predicted model, not a curated record. Lineage: Eukaryota; Metazoa; Chordata; Mammalia; Primates; Cebidae.
GGUUGCUAAGGAGUGGGUACUCAGAAUCAGGCUGCAAUGGGCAUUGUGUGUGCACAAUAUUCCUUUAUUCUGCUGUUGUCCAUAAUAAGGGACCCACCCACCUCACUUCCUCUUCUGCCCAUUGAGCAGUCAAAGAGCUGAAAGUCCUUAUAAGCCUGUGCACCUGGGCCUGGGCCCUACCGAUAAGGUAGCUGCUAUUGCUAUGGCCCGCAUCAUCGACCUGGUGCCCUGGGACGAUGGCUCCACUCAUGUGUAUGCCUCCCCGGCCAUCCUGCUUCCCGUGGAGCGGCAGCGCAACCAGCUGGCGGGCAUGAAGCAGCAGCUCUACCACCCGGCCCUGCCCACCCUGCGCCACAUGGACAGGGACACUGUCAAGGCCUGCCUUCCUGAUGAGCACUGCCAGUCUACCACCUACUGCCGCAAAGAUGAGUUUGACAACACCCAUUUUACCCUCCUUGGGAUCCCCAACAAAUCCCUGCAGUGCUUGGACAUCACUGCGACAGGCCAGAAGCUGCGCCACAGGUACCAGGAGGGAAAGCUGGCGCCUGUCGCGCCGGGCAUCAACCGAGUGGACUGGCCCUGCUUCACUCGCGCCAUAGAGGACUGGUCCCGCUUUGUGUCCUCGGCCAGGGAGUUCAAGCUGCCCUGCCUGAGCAAGAGAGUGGAGGGUUUCAGCGGCUACGCGGUGCGGUACUUGAAGCCGGACGUGACCCAGAGCUGGCGGCAGGGAGCACUGUGUGGGGCGUGGGCGGGGCGUCCGUGCUCCCCCGACUCACUCCCCGACUCACCGCGCCCCCAUCCCUGCUGCCCGCCGCAGUACUGCCUCAACCAGAACCCCAGCCUGGACCGCUACGGACAGAAGCCCCUGCCUUUCGACUCCCUGAACACUUUUCGAAGCUUCGGCUCCAGCUACAGUCGUGUCAACUACCUGACCCCCUGGCAUUAAUCUCUGGAAAGGAGGCUGCCAGACUAUGCCACCUCAGGUCCCUUGGCCGGACCAAGGACUUAUGGUGGCACCAGCCAUCUCCCCAGUAAUUCAGCCUAACUAGAAAUAAACCUAAUGCUCCCUUAGAGAGA